AUGUCCGUUGAUCCGACGAAGUCGCAGCCAUCUACAUUGGAGGUAAAGCCUCCUCAAAAAAGAUUGAGGCUAACUCAAACCCGCCUGACCGUUCCAAAGAAGAUUGCACAAAAUCCUGGUGACAGUGCUUUAAUUAAUAUGAUAGUUAAGGAUUAUCAACCUUUCCAAAUAGUGGAGAACUCUGGUUUUCAACAGUAUACGAAAGCAUUAAAUGCUGAUUAUGAACUUCCACGUAGAAAAAAAUUAGUAUUGAUGAUAGACGAAAAGUAUAAAUUGGAGUCAGAAUCUUUAAAGAAGGAGUUGCAGGAUGUUUGCUAUUUAGCUUUGACGUCAGAUAUCUGGUCUUCGGACAGCAAUAAAAACUUCAUAAGCUUGACAGCACAUUUUAUAGAACAUACAAUCAAUAAUGCUGCGGCUAUGAAAAAAGCAAUAAGUGAAUGUUUAAAUAAGAGGAAUCAUUUUUGUGUUGCUCAUACAAUAAAUCUCGCAGUUAAAGACUGUCUCGAGAAAAGAACUUUUGAUUUAGAAGAGAACACUGCUGUCACUUCUAACAAUCAGUUACAACAACUUUUAGCAAAAUGUCGAGCAAUUGUUUCGUAUUUUAAAUAUAGCACGAAAGCUUCUUAUGCCUUACUCAAAAUGCAAGAGCAACUGAAAGUAGAUACAUUAAAACUCAAGCAAGACGUUCGUGCUCGCUGGAACAGUACUUUCUAUAUGCUCGAGCGCCUACUGGAUGUUAAAAUAUCUCUUUCUGCUACUUUGCCGCUACUGGAAUCACUGCCAUCAAAUCUGGAUUCCAAUGAAUGGUUAUUGACAGAAGACGCGAUGACACUUUUACGCCCUUACUUUUUCAAAAAUGUGACAGCAAUUUUAUCAGGAGAAAAAUAUCCAACUUUAUCUUCUGUUAUUCCUCUUGUACUUGGACUACGAAAGGCUAUAGACAGCAACACGCCAGUGACGGAAUCAGGCAAGCGAUUAAAAAGUAGUCUUUCUUCUGUAAUAGAAAAACGACUUGGAGUUUAUGAGACUAAUAGGACAGCAUCAAAAGCUACCUUUCUUGAGCCACGCUUUAAAAAAAGAGGUUUUGUGUUAGAAAGUAAUGCCAAUAAUGCUCAAAUGUGGGUAUUAAAUGAGAUAUCAAACAUGAGCAGCAAUCAAGACAUACCUCCUUCUAGCGCAAGUAGUCCCAGUACUCCCAUUGCUUCUGCUACUGCUAAUACAACUGAUUUGGGCACAGAUGACAUUUGGGAAGUGGUAGAUAAAAAACCAUGGAGACCACUGCUGAGCCAACUCCAUACACUUCGGCAGCUG
Brenthis ino (lesser marbled fritillary) is the source of this 1311-nucleotide messenger RNA. NCBI's taxonomy places the organism in Eukaryota, Metazoa, Arthropoda, Insecta, Lepidoptera, Nymphalidae. The record is from the annotation of a GenBank genome assembly.